CUGUUGAGAAAACACUGGAAUUAGUCUUUUUCCCUAGGAAGGAUAGCCGUUUCUCGACAAGCCAACAAUGGCUUCUACAAGUCUGGAUAUGAGCUUUCUUGGGAAUUUCGAGAACUGGAGUUUCAGGCCUGGUACAAGACUAAGACCUUGCAUUUCCCAAGAAAGGAAUGGCAUAUUUCUCGGGAAAAACAAGAACUAUACAAGCUCUGUAGGAUAUAAUGGAGUUCCUUUAACAGAAAUUUCUUGUGUUCCAAGUGCUGCUGUCAGUCCCAAUGAACUUCCUCCACUUGUUAGUGCUUUAAAAGCUUCAGCUGAAGAAAAUGCUGCAAGUUUUCAUUUUCCUGGCCAUAACAGAGGACAAGCAGCACCAUCGUCGUUAACUCAGCUCAUUGGUGCAAAACCGUUUCUUCAUGAUUUGCCUGAGCUUCCGAAGCUUGACAAUCUGUUUUCACCAGAAGGUCCCAUUUUCGAAGCACAAAAACUAGCUGCAAAACUUUUUGGAGCAUCGGAAACAUGGUUCCUUGUUGGAGGUAGUACAUGUGGAAUUCACGCGGCCAUUCUGGCGACUUGUUCACCUGGAGAUACUCUUAUUCUCCCACGGAAUUCUCAUAUCUCAGCCAUAUCUUCCAUGGUAUUGUCUGGUGCACUCCCAAAGUACAUUGUCCCUGAAUAUGAUUUCAAAUGGGAUGUUGCUGGUGGCAUUACUCCAUCACAGGUGAAUGAUGCAAUCAAAGAGCUAGAAAUGGAGGGCCGAAAAGCAGCAGCCCUUUUGGUUGUCUCCCCUACCUAUCAUGGUAUAUGCAGCAACAUGGAUGAAAUUUGUCAUAUUUGUCAUUCGUAUAAUAUCCCUGUGAUUGUCGAUGAGGCUCAUGGGGCCCAUUUAGGAUUUCAUCCAGAGCUGCCUAGCUCAUCCCUCAGCCAGGGAGCUGAUCUUGCUGUACAGUCUACUCACAAAGUUUUGUGUGCACUUACACAAUCUUCUAUGUUGCACAUGCAAGGAAAUCUUGUAGAUAGAGAAAGAAUCAGCAAAAGCCUACAAAUGCUUCAAAGUAGUAGCCCUAGUUAUCUGCUUUUAGCAUCUCUGGAUGCCACCAGGGCCCAACUAAGUGAAAAUAGAGAGGCUAUUUUUGACAAAGCAAUAGACUUGGCUCUGGAAGCAAGAAGCCUGAUUAGUAAAAUUCCUGGAAUCUCAAUCCUUGAGUUUCCAAGUUUCUCUAGUUUUUUUCAUAUCGACCCAUUGCGACUCACUGUUGGUGUAUGGCAGUUAGGUCUUUCAGGUUUUGAAGCAGAUGAUAUAUUGUGCAAUGAUUUUGGUGUUGUUUGUGAACUUGUUGGGACCAAAUCUUUUACUUUGGCAUUUAACUUGGGGACUCAAAGAGAUCAUGUCCUUCGGCUUGUAGCUGGUCUUAAGCAUCUAUCACGAACUUCUCAGUUUCCUCAACCUGUGAAAGAUGAAGGAAAAAAUUUAAAUCAUUUUGUAUGCCUUGAUGAUAUUAGGAUAAGCAUGAGCCCUAGAGAGGCCUUCUUUGCUACAAAACGUAAAGUCAGCAUAAAAGAUAGCCUCGGCGAAAUUUGUGGAGAGCUUGUAUGUCCUUAUCCACCUGGUAUUCCAGUGCUAAUUCCUGGUGAGAUCAUCACAGCAGAAGGAUUGAAUUAUCUCCUGGAGAUCAGAAGCGGGGGAGCUGUUAUUACUGGAGCAGCUGAUUACACCCUAUCAUCUUUUGUUGUAUGUGUUACCUAAGCAUUCUUCCGGCACCUUUAGUAAGUAGUGGAAGGACAAAUGCGAGUGACUUUGGUGUUAGACCACCCUGCAUUUGGCAUUUGAGAUCUUAGCCUUUCCUACAUUGCAGGCAGUUGUUUUGGUUAAAGAUUGGGUUCAAAAGCAACUUCUUUCAGAGAUUUCAAUGGAAAUUGUCCUGAGUCUAUUAAAGGAAACUGGUAACUCAAAGGCACCUCAAUGAGACUAUUAUGUUGGACAUGGCUACUCUAGGUUUGGCUUUUCAUGAAAGCAAAGGCAUUCACGUUGUAUCUAUUAAUGCUCGUCUCAACAUUGAUAGCUGGGGGUUCCACAUUCUUCGUUUCCUCAUUCUAAGUAUAACUGUGGUCAAAGGAAGGUGGACAUAUUUCUCUAUCAGCAAAGCAAGAGCUAGGGGACUAUAGUAGCAAGGGGCAACAAGAUGAUCCCCUUCAAACUGGACAAAAGCCAUACAAGCAGGUGAAGCAAGAGAAAUGCCGGCAAGCUAUUACUCAUUAGAUGGUAUUUCCAAUUGACACUCUAGUUCAUCUAAAACCAACAUGGUCUUUAGUAUAUGCUCUUCCUCUUUUUGGGGACUGCAGUUAGUUAUUUCGCUUCUAUGUUGAGUUAAUAAACCUUCUAAUUAUUUGGGGUGGCUGUUGAAUUGUUUUGGAGAAGUGGUGGAAUAGUGAGAAUAUGCAACAAGGGUUACAAGGCA
Molecule: messenger RNA, 2453 nt
Organism: Solanum dulcamara
Lineage: Eukaryota; Viridiplantae; Streptophyta; Magnoliopsida; Solanales; Solanaceae
Exons: 4
Coding region: 68-1741 (557 amino acids)
Molecular function (GO): catalytic activity
Source: RefSeq, a predicted model, not a curated record